Molecule: messenger RNA, 816 nt
Organism: Alternaria postmessia
Lineage: Eukaryota; Fungi; Ascomycota; Dothideomycetes; Pleosporales; Pleosporaceae
Exons: 2
Coding region: 1-816 (271 amino acids)
Cellular component (GO): intracellular anatomical structure
Molecular function (GO): pyridoxal phosphate binding
Source: RefSeq, a predicted model, not a curated record
AUGGCCGAAGACAUGCAGAUAAAUCCCCAACGCGCGAAGCAACUCGCCGAAAACAUCGCCAGCAUAACCUCGCGCAUCAACGCCGUGAGCAAAGGCGGGAAACAGGUCCGCCUCAUAGCCGUAUCUAAACUCAAACCUGCAAACGACAUCCUCGCCCUUCACCAACCCUCCAAUCCCACGCAAACCCAUUUCGGCGAAAACUACGUCCAAGAGCUCCUCGAGAAGAGCAAGAUCCUCCCCCGCUCCAUACAAUGGCACAUGAUUGGCGGUCUGCAGUCGAACAAAUGCAAGCAGCUGGCUGAGCAGAUACCAAAUCUGUGGUGCGUUUCCAGCGUAGACAGCGAGAAGAAGGCGAACGAGCUGGAAAAGGGAAGGAAAGCUUUGGUCGAAAAGGAUGGGGACAAGGUAGAGGGGAAGUUGCGCGUCAAGGUGCAAGUCAAUACCUCAGGUGAAGAAGCGAAAUCUGGCGUCGAGCCCUCGGACACACUAUCCCUCUGCCGACACAUCAUAGACAAGUGUCCGCACCUCCAGCUCUCUGGUCUAAUGACCAUUGGUGCGAUUGCGAGGAGUAAGGAGACGACUGCGGAAAACGAGAACGAGGAUUUCGUCGCGUUGAAGGAGACGAGGGAUCAGGUUAUCAAGGAGCUGGGGUGGAGAGAAGAGCAACUGGAGUUGAGUAUGGGCAUGAGUGCGGAUUUUGAGGGCGCGGUUAAGAUGGGAAGUGAUGAGGUCAGGGUGGGGAGUCAGAUUUUUGGAGAGAGGCCACAGAAGAAGGAUGCUGUCAUCAAGGAGAAGGAGGCGCAGGAGAAGAGCUAG